Messenger RNA from Tripterygium wilfordii, 1572 nucleotides. RefSeq names its product SAGA-associated factor 29 homolog A-like. Lineage: Eukaryota; Viridiplantae; Streptophyta; Magnoliopsida; Celastrales; Celastraceae. The transcript is spliced from 10 exons. Gene Ontology annotation, cellular component: SAGA complex. The record is from RefSeq and is a predicted model, not a curated record. The coding region runs from base 465 to 1280 and encodes 271 amino acids.
AAAGAAGAGCAUCAUUAGUCCACGUGUCAUAAUGUCCUAUGGGCUCCACGUUUUAUCGUUUCCAAUCGAAACAUACCCUAACAGCUCCCAUCGGAACCCGACAACACCCCCUGAACAAUUGAAGAGAACCCCCUAAAGACAACUUCAUUUGUCUCUCCUCGCUUCUUUGUCUCAGUCAUCAGCUUAUGUAAUUCGUUUGAGACACCCGGUUGUUGUGGAAGCAUUGGACCAGAUACGCCUCUUUUGGUUUGCCCGAAUUCUUCAACAAGUAAUCGCUUCCUCCUUCGAGGGUUUUUUUUGGUAUUGGGGAUCCUCUGUUUUCAUUUCCGUGCGGUGUAGCAGAAAGAUCAAUGACAUACAACAUAGGAGACUAUUAAAACUCCAAAUAUAGCGAGGUUUGGAGCGCCUAUCAUCUUCUAUAACCGGCAUUUGGAUCUUUUCGUCCGAGAACAGACCCAGAAGCAAUGUCAUCUCCAGACAUCACUACAAUCUUGGAGAACUCCAGGGUACUCGAUCGGAUAAGGAAAGAUCAAGAGGAGGUGCUAGUCGAGAUCAACAAGAUGCACAAGAAGCUCCAAACAACUCCUGAGGUGGUUGAGAAGCCUGGUGAUACUUCACUAGCAAAGCUAACGCAUCUAUAUACUCGGGCCAAAGAUCUGUCAGAAAGUGAAGUAACUUUUUCCAGUGCAUUGCUGAGUCAAUUGGAUGCUUUGCUGCCAUCUGGGCCUCCAGGGCAACAACGAAAGAGGAUAGUUGCAGAUGGUAAUGAACAGAAAAGAAAACGAAUGAAGACUGAUUCAGAUAUCUCAAGGCUCUCUCCAUCAAUGAGAAGUCAACUUGAGCCCUGUGCUAACCUAAAGGGGGAACAGGUGGCAGCUAGAGUCACGGGAGAUAAUUCUGAAAAGGACGAGUGGUUCGUUGUAAAAGUGAUACAUUUUCACAAGGAUACAAAAGAAUUUGAAGUACUUGAUGAAGAGCCAGGUGAUGAAGAAGAAGGCAGUGGCCAAAGGAAAUAUCAUCUGCCCAUGUCACACAUCAUACCUUUUCCUAAGCGAAAUGAACCUUCUAGCGUACCAGAUUUCCCUCCAGGGAGACAAGUUUUAGCUGUUUAUCCGAGGACUACUGCACUUUAUAAGGCAACUGUUGUCAGUCCUCAGAGGAAGAGGAAGACAGAUGAUUAUUUACUGGAAUUUGACGACGACGAAGAAGAUGGCAAAAUGCCCCAAAGGAUAGUGCCUUUUGACAGGGUCGUUGCCCUGCCUGAAGGUCAUCGUCAGUGAAUUCUUGCUGUUUAUAUUUGUGUACAAAUACAAAGUAUCGAGAAGACUCCCUCCUAACGAGUUAGGCUCGGGUUUGGUCUAUUUAUGAUAUACAGAAUACUCUCUUUAAAUUUUAAAUCGAUGUAUAUUGUUAACCUCUUUCGAACUUUCGAACCUUAACAUGCUAUGAAGAAAGGAAAUGAUUGUGGAGAGGAAGAAUCAUAGAGAAGUGAGAACCGAACAAGAACUCAACUCCACACCGGAGAGAGGCCUCUUUUGGUGGGUUGUUGGGUCUUCUUGGAAAUGUCCAAUU